Tripterygium wilfordii is the source of this 3425-nucleotide messenger RNA. Its product is annotated as protein DEFECTIVE IN EXINE FORMATION 1-like. The record is from RefSeq and is a predicted model, not a curated record. Gene Ontology annotation, molecular function: protein binding. The transcript is spliced from 13 exons. NCBI's taxonomy places the organism in Eukaryota, Viridiplantae, Streptophyta, Magnoliopsida, Celastrales, Celastraceae. Bases 34 to 2709 code for a protein of 891 amino acids.
CUAUUUUCGACAAAAACAUAGCGGAAAUUUGGAAUGCCAAGUACGGGCCUCGACUGUCUUGAGCUCCAAAUUCUUGUUCGGCUUCUCCGUCGAAAUUUCAGAGUAUCACAAGACCCUACCAAAUUAGCGAGGGUUUAUCUGCUCCUGACUGAUCUUUGCUGUAUUAUCUUAUUAGGUAUUAGGGAUACAAUACAGUUAUUCUUUCGAUUAGUUUUUUUUCCCAUUCCUCCUCUUACUGUCAAGGGAAACGCAAAAGAUCCGAUGAAUCUCUCAGUGACUAGGGUUCUGUUGAUUUGUUUGCUAUUGUUCGUUUGUUUGGAUUUCGCUCAUGGCGACGACUCCUCAGAGAAUAAGUUCCGGAAGCGGGAGGCCACUGACGAUUCCCUCGGUUACCCCGAUUUAGAUGAGGAUGCGUUGUUGAAUACGCAAUGCCCCAGGAAUCUGGAGCUUAGAUGGCAAACGGAAGUUAGUUCUAGCAUUUAUGCGACUCCAUUGAUCGCAGAUAUCAACAGUGAUGGGAAACUUGAUGUAGUGGUGCCCUCCUUUGUUCACUACCUUGAAGUUCUUGAAGGUUCUGAUGGAGAUAAAAUGCCAGGUUGGCCCGCCUUUCACCAAUCAACAGUACAUGCAAGUCCUCUCUUGUAUGAUAUUGACAAGGAUGGCGUGAGAGAAAUUGCUUUGGCUACCUACAACGGGGAAGUGUUCUUUUUCAGGGUAUCUGGCUACAUAAUGACAGAAAAAUUGGUGGUACCCCGUCUGAAGGUUCGUAAAGAUUGGCACGUGGGUUUGCAUCCUGACCCAGUGGACCGUUCUCAUCCGGAUGUUGAUGAUGACCAACUCAUUUUGGAGGCUGCUGAAAUGAAAUCAAAGACUCAUACAAAUGGAAAUACAACGGAACGAAACAUAUCAGGUUCUACAUCUAUGGAAAGUCACAAUGGUAUUGGGAAUGUAGCAAAUGGAAAUACACCUGAGGGAAACACUUCAGGUUCUACAUCUACAAAAACUCACAUUGGUAUGGGGAAUAUGUCCAAUCCAACAAAUGUGUCGAAUCCGGAGAAUGUAUCCAAUCUAGCAGAUGAAAAGAAAGUGAAUGAAAGUCAAAAGGGAACAAACAUUAAGCUGUCUACUGGUGUGGAUGAUUCUCCUGCAAAUGCGGGAUCAUCCGGAUCAAAUAAAUCUGAGAUCUUGACAGGUACGGGGAGAAGGCUACUAGAAGAUAACAAUUCAAAAGGGUCGGAGGAAGGUGCUUCUGAAUCCAAAGAUAAUGAUAAAACUAAUAGUAAUGAGGAUAUCCGUGCAGCAACUGUUGAAAAUGAUGAGGGAUUGGAAGCAGAUGCAGAUUCAUCUUUUGAGUUAUUGCGUGAUAACGAUGAGCUUGGUGAUGAGUAUAGUUAUGAUUAUGAUGAUUAUGUGGAUGAAUCCAUGUGGGGAGAUGAGGAGUGGACUGAAGGUCAACAUGAGCAACUGAAAGAUUAUGUUAAUAUUGACUCACAUAUUUUAUGCACUCCUGUUAUAGCAGACAUUGAUAAUGAUGGGGUAUCAGAAAUGGUUGUUGCAGUCUCGCACUUCUUUGAUCACGAGUAUUAUGACAACCCAGAUCAUAUGAAGGAGCUGGGUGAUAUUGAUAUUGGUAAAUAUGUUGCUGGUGCUAUUGUUGUUUUCAAUCUUGAUACAAAGCAAGUUAAGUGGUCUACACAACUAGAUCUCAGCACAGAUACUGCAAAGUUCCGUGCGUACAUAAAUUCUUCUCCAACUGUUGUUGAUUUGGAUGGUGAUGGAAAUUUGGACAUUCUUGUUGGAACUUCGUUUGGCUUGUUCUAUGUUUUGGAUCAUCACGGAAAAAUCAGAGAGAAGUUCCCUCUUGAAAUGGCUGAAAUUCAAGGUGCGGUAGUUGCAGCUGAUGUUAAUGAUGAUGGCAAAAUUGAACUGGUGACUACUGAUACACAUGGGAAUGUUGCUGCAUGGACUGCACAAGGAAAGGAAAUUUGGGAAGCUCAUGUUAAAAGUCUUGUUUCCCAGGGUCCAACCAUAGGUGAUGUUGAUGGGGAUGGGCGUACUGAUGUUGUGGUUCCAACACUGUCUGGGAAUAUAUAUGUUCUUAGUGGCAGAGAUGGUAAACCUGUUGGUCCUUACCCAUAUAGGACUCAUGGGAGAGUGAUGAAUCAAGUUCAACUUGUUGAUUUAAGCAAACGUGGGGAAAAAAGCAAGGGACUCACUCUUGUUACAACAUCUUUUGAUGGUUACCUAUACCUAAUAGAUGGACCUACAGCAUGUGCCGAUGUGGUCGAUAUUGGUGAAACUUCAUAUAGCAUGGUCUUGGCGGACAACAUUGAUGGUGGGGAUGAUCUCGAUCUAAUUGUUACAACAAUGAAUGGGAAUGUCUUUUGCUUCUCAACUCCUGCUCCACAUCAUCCCCUCAAGGCAUGGAGAUCAAGCAAUCAAGGAAGAAAUAAUCUAGCCAACAGGUACAAUCGUGAAGGAGUCUACGUAACAUCUCCAUCAAGAAAUUACCGUGACGAGGAAGGCAAGAACUUCUGGGUGGAGAUUGAGAUUGUAGAUAAAUACAGAUUCCCUUCUGGCUCACAAGCACCUUAUAAUGUUACUGUAUGGAACUCUGCAGAUAACUUUGUUAGUGCCCGGAAAUUACCAAGGAGAAAGAAGGAUAACACAAAACCAGAUUUUUCGCCAUCCCGGGAAAUUCCAAAUUAAGCUACCAACCGUUGGAGUCAGGACCACUGGGACUGUUGUAGUCGAGAUGGUGGACAAGAAUGGACUCUAUUUCUCAGAUGAGUUUUCCCUGACAUUCCAUAUGUACUACUAUAAACUAUUGAAGUGGCUCAUUGUCCUCCCGAUGCUUGCCAUGUUUGGUGUGCUUGUCAUCCUUCGUCCACAGGAAGCCAUGCCUUUACCAUCAUUUUCUCGCAACACUGACCUUUGAUCACAACGUUUCAUGACAUGCUACAUAUACUUUAGAUUGAACACACAGCAGUUGAUAUUUUGCCUGGCCAAGAACUCUCGGCGCUACUGAAGACUUCAAAUUGAAACAGAACAUCUACCAUUUAAAAGGGGUUUGGCAUGGCAGAAUUUACUAAUUUAGAGUUCAAGAAGAUAUAAGGUCCGAACUUGUAACAUAGACGAAUGAGUAGUUAUACUGGAUUGGAUUUUGGAUUCCCAAACCAUUUGUAGCUUUGAUUGUAAUUUUGUGAGGCAUCUUGAGGGAAAUAGAUAGUUAUCUACAAAGGGAAAUCCAAGUAAUUUCUCUUCAUGCCCCAAGCAAGAAAAAGAAUCCUUCUUUUUGUUUCUAUGGUGAAGAUAGAAUAUGCCCCUUGAUCUGAGCUUGAGUUGAGCAUGUAUUGUGAACAUUCAUGUCAUAUGGAAUGGAACAUUUUUAGAGAAUAAAUUAAAUCGGCUUUUGAAUUUUUACA